AUGGAAGAUAUUUUUCAAAAUUUUCCACUACUUGCAAGUUGGUUUCCAGGGAUGUUUGCACGCGCGAGAGUUGGAAUCCUGUCCUCAGGCAGCGGUCUGAGCAGUUUCAUACGAACGGUCGCCAGUUCGGCCGCCCCGGCCAGAAACACCGUCAAACCUGUCGACGGCAGAAAAACGUACUUGCUGGACGUUUACAAACACUUUGACAAAAGCAACAAGAUCCUGUUACUGGCCCACCAUAACAACCUGACGGCCAACGAUAACGUCAAGAUCAAAAAACAACUCGAGGACGCGGGCGCAGAGUUCAGAAAACUUAAGGUGUCGUUGUUCCGGCAUUAUUUGAGAGCGUCGUCGAAAUACGACGACCCGGCCUCCAAAGCUGCUUAUAGAUACGUCAAGAAGAACAAGAUCAGACACCCAUUGGAACCGCUGCUGAAGGGCCCAACGGCGGCUAUUCUGAUCAAAGACAUGGACCCUGCUGCCGUGAAGAAAGUGGUCAAGGUCCUCAAGGGUCUGAACGAGAGACUGUUUCUGAUUGGCGGCCGCCUUGGCGACGAAGUGGCUGACGUGGCUACCAUCGACCAGUUCAAGGAGAUGCCUACGAUGGACGAACUGCGGGCACAGCUGGUCGGAAUGUUGACCGUUCUGUCCGGAGCAGGCCUGGUCAGAACCUUGGAGAGCGCCUCCAACACGCUCUACCUGACGCUGGACACCCACAAACAGGAGAUGGAGAAGAAGGAGAACCCCGACGAGCAGUAA
This is a messenger RNA of Ogataea philodendri, 759 nucleotides long. RefSeq lists its product as uncharacterized. The record is from RefSeq and is a predicted model, not a curated record. Gene Ontology annotation, biological process: translation. The transcript has a single exon. NCBI's taxonomy places the organism in Eukaryota, Fungi, Ascomycota, Pichiomycetes, Pichiales, Pichiaceae. Gene Ontology annotation, molecular function: structural constituent of ribosome. Bases 1 to 759 code for a protein of 252 amino acids. Gene Ontology annotation, cellular component: mitochondrial large ribosomal subunit.